Messenger RNA from Branchiostoma floridae (Florida lancelet), 2250 nucleotides. Its product is annotated as aspartate--tRNA ligase, mitochondrial-like. Gene Ontology annotation, biological process: aspartyl-tRNA aminoacylation. The transcript has 20 exons. Bases 74 to 1978 code for a protein of 634 amino acids. Gene Ontology annotation, molecular function: nucleic acid binding; aspartate-tRNA ligase activity; ATP binding. NCBI's taxonomy places the organism in Eukaryota, Metazoa, Chordata, Leptocardii, Amphioxiformes, Branchiostomatidae. The record is from RefSeq and is a predicted model, not a curated record. Gene Ontology annotation, cellular component: cytoplasm; mitochondrion.
GUCAUGUUGUGAAACGCACCUCUUCCACUGUGCAAAACGUGGUUGGUUCUUACAGAAUACAGGAAUCGGCAAAAUGAGCAGAUUUGUAGCGCGAUGUUUGCUGUCCGGCCUGCUCCGAGGUCCCGCACACCCACAGACACAACCUGCCCGCUUUCUGAGCUUGGCAAGGCCUGUACUGUCUUUCAAAGAUGUGAGCUCGUACAGCCUUAGAAGUCACACCUGUGGUGAGCUGAGAGCAGUGCAUGCUGGGGAGGAUGUGACUCUGUGCGGAUGGGUUCAAUUUCAGAGAAAACAGCUAUUUGUAACCCUGAGAGACUCCUAUGGAGUCAUACAGCUGGUCCUGCCACAAGACAAGAAGCAUGCAGACAUGAAGCAGACCUUGGCCCACCUGCCCCCAGAGUCGGUGGUUUGUGUCCAGGGGAUCGUUCAGCUCAGGCCCAUCGGGGAGGCAAACAAGGCCAUGUCUACAGGAGAUGUGGAGGUGGCAGUGAGUAAGGUGGAGAUGGUCAACAAAAGUAAAUCCCUACCAUUCCAGAUCAGGGACUUCUUCCAGGUAAAUGAACACCUGAGACUGAAGCACAGGUACCUGGACCUGAGAGGAUCCCAGCUGCAGCACAACCUCAGGCUCAGGUCACAGGUCAUCAUGAAGAUGAGGGAGUUCCUCAUCAAUGUCCACGGAUUUGUUGAUGUGGAGACCCCAACAUUAUUCCGCAGGACUCCUGGGGGUGCCCGAGAGUUUGUGGUUCCUUCCCGAGAAAAGGGAAAGUUCUUCUGCCUUCCGCAGAGCCCUCAGCAGUUCAAGCAGCUUCUUAUGGUGGGAGGAGUGGACAGGUAUUUCCAGAUAGCCAAGUGCUACAGAGACGAGGACCUAAGACAGGACAGGCAGCCAGAAUUCACUCAGGUUGAUAUAGAGAUGUCCUUUGUUGACCAGAGGGGUGUUGAGCAGUUGAUAGAAGAGCUGCUGCAGCAUGCAUGGCCUGAUGGGAAGGGUGCUCUUACGCUGCCUUUUCCCAGAAUGCAGUACAAGGAUGCAAUGAAGAAGUAUGGCAGUGACAAACCUGACACCAGAUUUGGAAUGAAGUUAAAUGAUGUGAGUGACAUCAUGAGGUCAAGUGGGGUCACAGUGUUUGAGAGGUUACUCAAGGACAACUCAGGAAACACCAUCCAGGCCAUCAAUGCCAAACAGGCAGCUCCGCACAUGAAGAAUAAAGACAUAGAAAAGCUGCAGGAUCUGGCAAAACAGAUGAUGUCUAAGGGGCUGUCCAUACUGCAGAUAUUACCUGGAGGAGAGAUGAAGGGGGCAAUGGCCAAGCACAUCAGCUCCCCCUGUAGAAAUGCACUACUGCAGGAACUGCAGGCCGAGGAAGGGGACAUGCUGCUACUUGCUGGAGGGGAACACCUGAAAACUUGUGAACUUCUUGGAAGAAUACGAGUAGAAUGUGCCGACAUCUUAGAAACACAAGGUGUCCAACUCAGGGAUCCAGAUGUCUUCAACUUCCUGUGGAUAACCGACUUUCCUUUGUUUGUACCUAAGGAAGAUGGUUCAGGGUUGGAGUCUGCACACCACCCCUUUACGGCCCCCCACCCUGAUGACUUGGACCUGGUGUAUUCUCACCCACACAAGGUGCGCAGCCAGCAUUACGACCUGGUUCUGAACGGUAACGAGAUCGCGGGCGGUUCCAUCCGGAUCCACGAUGCUGAGGUACAGAGGUACAUCCUGGAGGAAGUCUUAAAGGAAGACGCAGCUGUUUUGCACCACCUCCUGGAGGCCCUGCAGUCUGGCUGUCCCCCACAUGGGGGCAUCGCUAUCGGUUUGGACCGGCUGAUGGCCAUCCUCUGCAAGGCUGACAGCAUCAGGGACGUCAUAGCCUUCCCCAAGUCCCAUGCAGGAUACGACCCCAUGAGCGGGGCUCCCUCACAACUGACUGACGCGGAACUGCAGCCCUUCCAUGUCAGAGUUCAAUCAGAGUCAUCCUGAGACUUUGAAGACCUAUUUUUCCAUUCAAGAAGAGUAGGCAGGGAUGGAGACAACUUUAUCUUCAGUUGGAAACCAACUAACACUCUUCUGCUACUUUGUACUUCUUCCUAAUGAUACUUCUGUUCUGUGUUCUCAUAAUGGUGAUUUUGCUGCAUUUCUGUCUAGAAGUAUAUUCAUGAAUAGAAUUUGAAGCAACCAUUUCAAGUCCCAACUAAAGAUACUUUUAUUGCAAGAUUGUAUACUGUACAAUAAAAUCACCACUCCUGUGUUUA